Messenger RNA from Pelodiscus sinensis (Chinese soft-shelled turtle), 2416 nucleotides. RefSeq lists its product as uncharacterized. NCBI's taxonomy places the organism in Eukaryota, Metazoa, Chordata, Testudines, Trionychidae. The record is from RefSeq and is a predicted model, not a curated record.
UUCCGGCAGAGUUCCGUGCGGAAAAAAAGCGGCAGCCUUUCUUAUGCUAAUGAAGCGCGGGAGAUUGAAAUCCCCGCGUCAUUAGCAGUUGCGAUACGUCUAAUGUACAUCCCUUUUACAGACGUAGCCUUCCAGUCCUAGUAUUCUAUGAUUCUAUGAUGGGCUUCCCUGUCAUUUCAUUUCUAUGAUGGGCUUCCCGCUGCUCUCCAGGGCUGGUAUCUUUUUAUUUGGACUGGUAUAUGAUGGAACAAUACUUUUCCUCUGUCGUUGAGCUUCGUAUGUUCUAUUGAAUAUGAUGUCUACCGGAAAAGCUCUGUUAUCCAGCACAAUGGGGAGGGGGGUGCCGGUUAACCGAAUAUUCUGGUUAACAGAGAGUUAUGCAGGACUGACGGCAUACCAAUUUUGAACCAAUUAGAAUGCAAUCCUAUAAACAAAAUAUGAACUAGCCAAUGGGCACUUGUCCAUCAGUAGCAGCGCUGCCUUGCCGAGUGAUAGGUUUUCGGAAGCUCUUAGCUGCAUAUGAUAAAGUUUUCUACACAGCAGGUCGGAAGAGACCAUCUCCCAGACUAUCUGCCCACUGCCCCGUCUCCCUCUUUAUCCCUCUCACCGGGUUCUCUCUCCCAGGUUUGGCCUCCACCGACAUCACCAUGGAUCUCUGGCUCGCAGGGCACUGCUGGACGAGAUGGGCAUGCAGCUGUCUUCUUCUCCUGCUGCUCUCCAGGGCUGGUUUCUCCACCCCAUGCCAGCUUGACCCGCCAGGUCCCUCUCUGCUGUCCCUUCUAGGUGCUGGCAAUUGCUCCCACGCCCACUGCUCUGUGGCCAGCGGUGGCUUCUUGCACCUACAGCUCCCAUCUCCCCGGCCCCCCACAGUGGACCUUUACAAGUGGCACAAUGCCUCACGGACUUGGGACCAUGCCUACAGCUUCUUCAACGAGACAGCACAACAGCUGCUGGAUUUCUUCCAGGGCCGGGUCUCCCUGUCCGGGGGCAACUUCGCGGCACAGAACGUGAGCCAUGAAGAUGAGGGAGACUACAAGUUUCAAGAUCUGGAUGGGAAGUGCCUGGCCUGGCUCCAUCUGACCGUGCUGGAUCCCGUAGAUCCCACAGAUCCGGCAGAUCCUGUGACCUGGAGAUGGUACCUGCUUUUCAUCCUGCUUCUCAUUCCAGUGGUGCUAGCUGUAGUGGCCUGGAAGCUAAAGUACGUGAUUUGCCGAAGAUGGCCGGGGGCGCCCAAGAAGACAGAAACAGAGGAGGCUACGAAUGGGCCGAGCAACCCCCCAAAUCAGUCACAGGAGGGGGGACACAGAGGGCCACCCCCAAUACCCUUAACUAUCCAUACGCCUGACGGCUCGCCUCCGUAGGAAUCCUACCUGGCUAACGCACACAUUGGAAACCACAGCAGUGCAGAGUCACAUGCUCCCAGUAGAGAGAAGACAAUUGCAUUAUGGGUGGCUAGCCCAGGUGCCCUGUGGCCCACUGAAUUCUGGGUAUUUUUUGCACUAGAACAGGUGUGGCCAACCCUGUGGAUCCAAAAUGGCAGCCAUGGACGGGAGACUGCUAAAAAGCCUUCUUAAAGGGCUAGUCUUUUUUUUUUUUUUUUUUUGUUCAACAGCUGGAUCCACUAAUAUCUUGGCACUUUGGCCAUCCCUGCACUAGACUGUGGGAUAGUUCUUGGGAGUCUUUGUGAGAAGAGGGAUCAAAGGGUCAUAAUGUUCUCCCCCACGUGUCAAGCCAAAAUACCACCCGGUGGGGAUAUUGACUCUGAACCCUAGCGAUGACACUUUGACAUGGAUUCAUGGAGGUUGGGUCCAUCAAUGGCUAUUAGCCAGGGUGGGUAGGAAUGGUGUCCCCAGGCUCUGUUUGUCUGGAAAUGGGUGACAGAGGAAGGAUCACAUGAGGAUUAUCUGUUGUGUUCCCUCCCUCUGGGGCAUCUGGUAUUGGCCACUGUCGGCAGACAGGAUACAGGGCUAGAUGGACCUUUGGUCUGACCCAGUACGGCCGUUCUUAUGUUCUCAUGAGUCUUGUUCUUACAAGACUGUAGUCUAUCCCUAAAUUGGCCACAGACUCCCACGGGUUGUCACUGCGCUGCUCCAUGCCUCAGUUUCCCCUUCUGAAAAGUGAGGCUAAUACGCCUGUCCUGUAUUGAGAUCAGAAACCUUUCCCGGUAAAGACUGUGAGUAAGGUUAUACGGCAUCUGGUACAAUGGCUGAGCUUGGCUGGAAUGACUGUAAAUGUACAUAAUAAGGAAGAGAGAAAACGGGAGUCAGAGAAGAUGCAAACUGACCCUAUGUGACCACGUGAUGCAGCUGUCCCGCUGCCCUGGUCAGACCAGCCUGGGGUGCAAAGCACUUUAAAGGGGGCGCUUUAAAGGCAACAUGUAUUUAUUAUGCAUUAAGGAAUAAAAAAAGUCUGUGUC